AUGGAGACCCAUCUUUUCUUCGCCUUCUUUUGUGCCUGGAUUUGUCUCUCAGUUCCCUUGGAGUUCUGUAUUGCAGCUGAUUCCAUAAGGAUGCACCAAUCCAUAAGCAAUGGUGAGACUUUAGUUUCCUCAGGCCAAAGCUUUGAACUAGGCUUCUUCUCUCCUGGAAACUCCAAUAAUUGGUACUUAGGAAUAUGGUACAAGAAUACACCCCAGAUAGUUGUAUGGGUUGCCAACAGAAACAACCCCAUCACAGAUUCUUACCGAGUUUUAACCAUCAUCAACAAUGGCCUUGUUCUUCUCAACCGGACAAAGAGUGUAAUCUGGUCUCCCAAUUUAUCAAGGGUACCAGAAAAUCCAGUUGCACAGCUCCUGGAGACUGGAAAUCUUGUUCUUAGGGACAACAGUAAUGAGAGUUCUAAAAGCUAUAUAUGGCAAAGCUUUGAUCAUCCAUCAGACACACUGUUGCCAGGCAUGAAGAUGGGAAGGAACUUAAAGACUGGUGUACAACGAAAUUUGACAUCAUGGAGAAGUGCUGAUGAUCCAUCCCUUGGAGACUUCUCUCUCAGAAUCGAUAUUAGUGUGCUGCCUUAUUUUGUUCUUGGUACGGGAUCGAGCAAAAAAGUCCGAUCUGGGCCAUGGAAUGGAAUUGAAUUCAAUGGUCUUCCUGCGUUGAAAAACGGGGUUUUCAAAUCAGUUUUUGUUUACAAAGAGGAUGAGGUUUCGUCCAGCGUCUUCUAUUGA
Vitis riparia (riverbank grape) is the source of this 744-nucleotide messenger RNA. RefSeq names its product S-locus-specific glycoprotein S6-like. The coding region runs from base 1 to 744 and encodes 247 amino acids. The record is from RefSeq and is a predicted model, not a curated record. The transcript has 2 exons. Lineage: Eukaryota; Viridiplantae; Streptophyta; Magnoliopsida; Vitales; Vitaceae.